GGAGGCUGCAUUCUUUAAAUACUAUGCUAUCCCUUAAUUUCUAGGGAAUUAAUUUCUUCAAUAAAAUCCAUGGCGACCAAUGGAAAUCGAAGCAGUGAAGGUUAUGAAAACGAGCAACCCUUCUCGAUCAUGGAUCUAGAUCUAUAUGAUUUUAGUUCAUCUUAUAGUCCAUUCCCCACAAUUUCCAUGGAUCAAGGCAAUCGGCAAACUCCGCAGCAACAACAGUCAAGUCAACCAGAAGAAACAAAUAGAUGUUUGUCACGUCACUUGUUGGGCAAUCAAGGUAGUCAAGCUGCAUCUAGAACGGAGCUAUUCCUUCAGGAACAAUUACGUUCACCUUCAAAUGAAAAUGCAAUCGAAUUGUUGUUAGAGGAAUUCUGGAUCAGUCAACCGCAAGGCAGUCAACCACAAGGCAGUCAACCGCGAACUGAUCAACGAGUGGGUCAAUCUCAGGCAACAUCUAUCGGGAGUACUCAUUCACAAAGAACUGAAGAAGAAGAAGCUGAGCGGCGUCUGAUGAGAAAAAGAGAGAACGAUAGAGCAUAUAGGCUGAGAGUAAAAAAAAAAAGUGAGGCCCUUGUGGAUGAAAAUGAUCAACUUAAGCAGGCGCUUGGGGCUGCAAAAGGGAGAUUGAAGCAUGAAAUUUCAGAAAAAGAAGAGCUGAAAUCCAAUCUGGAGGCAGUUAAAGCAGAAAUUGUGAGAUUGAAACUUGAAAUUCAGUCUUACGAACAAAUAAGGAUGGAUGAACUUCAGGACGAAGUUAAAAGGUUAAACAUUGAAUUGGAAUCUGAAAAGUCAAAAAAUGACUCAUUGAAUCAAAUGUUGGAAACACUAUCAGUGGAAACGGCUGAGCUUCGAAAUCAGUGUGUUGAGCUGAUGCAACAAAAUGGGCGCAAAACAACCUCAAUCAGUGAAGAUAUGGUUAGCAAGGAGAUCAGCGAAUCUUUGCCAAGAUUCUUAAGUCGCGAAUGGAGGAGGAUCAGAUCCUUAUUAAGAACUAACUUUUUUAAAAAACUUUUUUCAAGGAGAUUGAUAAAAUUCUUACUAGCAAAAAAAAUAAAAAAUAACAAAGAAAAAUAAAUAUUAUUGUAGAAGGUAUGGUGAGUUGCCUGCCAUAUGAGUUGCUGAUGUGAUCACCAAAUGGUAGAGUUCUGGAGGAAGACUUUGCUGUGGCCAUGAUUUGAUUUCUGUUGUUGUUAUUGUAUAUACUAGUUUAGUUUGUAGAAAUGGCAGGGGUAUAUGUAUUUUGAUGUUAAUGCUAAGUUGCCUUUUUGUAACUGAAUUGUACAGUAGUUUCCUGUGGAAUACAACUUGUCGUUCUCC
Molecule: messenger RNA, 1323 nt
Organism: Rubroshorea leprosula
Lineage: Eukaryota; Viridiplantae; Streptophyta; Magnoliopsida; Malvales; Dipterocarpaceae
Source: the annotation of a GenBank genome assembly